CUUCCAUGCCUUGUUGUUGUUGCCGUUAAUACAUCGUGAAUAUCUGUGUAUUUUUGGUGUGGUUGCUCCGGAAGAUCAACACCCAGGGACCUCAGCAACCCUCCGGUUUGCCGCGCCGAAGGGUCUUGUGUUGUUUUUAUUUUUUUUGCUUUUUUUUUUUUUCUUCAUUUCUUGAGGCAACGUGGAUUUAUUUACCCUGCCCCGCUUCUCCUCCGUCGCUCGUUAUUUUUAGAGGACGGGGAGAGGAAAGAAAGCGAACAAUUUUGGACUUCUUUUUGCUUUGUUUUGUUUUCGGAAAGGAGGAUUUUGUCCAAUUAAAGAAAGAGGAAUGAAGUCUGGCGCUGGAGGAGAGUCCCUCGCCGUCGUCUGGGGGUUCCUGCUCGUCUUCGCCGCACUUUGUCUGUGGCCAACAAAUGGGGAAAUUUGCGGGCCAAACGUUGACAUUCGCAAUGAUAUCCACGAGCUGAAGCGCCUGGAGAACUGCACGGUGAUCGAGGGUUUCCUGCAGAUCCUGCUCAUCUCCAAAGCAGAGGAUUACCGCAGCUUCCGCUUCCCGAAGCUCACCGUCAUCACUGACUAUCUGCUGCUCUUCCGUGUGGCAGGCUUGGAAAGCCUCAGUGACCUCUUCCCCAACCUCACAGUCAUUCGUGGCAGGAACCUCUUCUACAACUAUGCCUUGGUUAUCUUUGAAAUGACAAAUCUGAAAGAGAUCGGGCUUCACAACUUGAGGAACAUCACCCGCGGGGCCAUCCGGAUCGAGAAGAACUCUGACCUGUGUUACCUCUCCACGGUGGACUGGUCUCUCAUCCUAGAUGCAGUGUCCAACAACUACAUCGUUGGGAAUAAACCUCCAAAGGAAUGUGGGGACUUGUGCCCGGGAACAAUGGAAGAGAAGCCGUUGUGUGAGAAGACAUCUAUUAACAAUGAGUACAACUACCGCUGCUGGACCACCAACCACUGCCAGAAAAUGUGCCCCAGCUCGUGCGGGAAGCGAGCCUGCACAGACCAAAACGAGUGUUGCCACCCCGAGUGCCUGGGGAGCUGCACGGCGCCCGACAACAACACGGCGUGCGUGGCCUGCCGCAACUACUACUACGAGGGCGUGUGCCUGCCCACCUGCCCGCCCAACACCUACAAGUUCGAGGGCUGGCGCUGCGUCACCAGGGAGUUCUGCUCCAAGGUCCCCGCCACGGACGCCAGCGAGUACGAGAGGUUCGUGAUCCACAACGACGAGUGCAUGGCCGAGUGUCCCUCGGGCUUCAUCCGCAACGGCAGCCAAAGCAUGUUCUGCAGCCCUUGUGAGGGGCCUUGCCCCAAAAUUUGUGAGGAUGGGAAAACGAAGACCAUUGACUCAGUCACGUCAGCACAAAUGUUGCAGGGAUGCACAAUUCUCAAGGGAAAUCUGCUGAUCAACAUCCGGCGUGGAAAUAACAUUGCCUCAGAACUGGAGAAUUUUAUGGGUCUGAUUGAGACAGUGACGGGGUAUGUGAAGAUCCGUCAUUCCCACGCGUUGGUCUCCCUGUCUUUCCUGAAGAACCUGCGCUACAUUCUGGGAGAGGAACAGGUGGACGGGAAUUAUUCCUUCUAUGUGCUUGACAACCACAAUCUUCAGCAACUGUGGGACUGGAACCAUCAUAACCUGACAAUCAGUGAGGGGAAAAUGUACUUUGCAUUUAAUCCUAAACUGUGUGUUUCUGAGAUUUACCGAAUGGAGGAAGUUUCAGGAACCAAGGGACGACAGAGCAAAGGAGAUAUAAAUCCAAGGAACAAUGGGGAGAGAGCCUCUUGUGAAAGCAAAAUCCUGCAUUUUGUUUCCAACACGACGCUCAAGAAUCGGAUUAAACUGACAUGGGAGCGGUAUCGCCCUCCAGAUUACAGAGACCUCAUCAGCUUCACUGUUUACUACAAAGAGGCACCAUUCAAAAAUGUGACAGAGUACGACGGGCAAGAUGCGUGUGGCUCCAAUAGCUGGAACAUGGUUGAUGUUGACCUGCCACCAAACAAAGAGAACAAUCCUGGAAUUCUGCUGCAGGGGUUGAAACCUUGGACUCAAUAUGCCAUUUAUGUCAAGGCUGUUACCCUCACAAUGAUGGAAAAUCAUCAUAUUCAUGGAGCAAAAAGUGAAAUUAUAUAUAUUCGAACCAAUGCUGCAGUGCCAUCCAUUCCCCUGGAUGUUAUUUCAGCAUCCAACUCCUCAUCCCAGCUGAUUGUGAAAUGGAAUCCUCCCUCUCUUCCCAACGGGAACCUCUCGUACUACAUCGUGCGCUGGCAGCAGCAGCCUCAGGACAGUUACCUGUACAGACACAAUUACUGCUCCAAAGAUAAAGUCCCAAUUCGAAGAUAUGCUGAUGGGACCAUUGAUACAGAAGAAGCCACUGAGCCCACCAAGCCAGAGGGCUGUGGGGGAGAGAAAGGACCUUGUUGUGCUUGUCCCAAGACAGAGGCAGAAAAGCAAGCGGAGAAGGAGGAAGCAGAGUACCGCAAAGUCUUUGAGAACUUCCUUCAUAACUCCAUCUUUGUCCCCAGGCCCGACAGGAAGCGGAGGGACGUGUUCCGAAUCGCCAACGCCACCCUGGCCACUCGGAGCAGGAACGCGACCGGGAGCGACCACUUCACCAACGCCUCCGACGCGGAGGAGAGCGAGGUGGAGUAUCCCUUCUUUGAGACCAAGGUGGAUGGCAAGGAGAGAACUGUCAUCUCCCAUCUCCAGCCCUUCACUCUGUACCGCAUCGACAUCCACAGCUGCAACCACGAGGCCGACACGCUCGGCUGCAGCGCGUCCAACUUCGUGUUUGCCAGAACGAUGCCCUCAGAGGGAGCAGAUAACAUUCCAGGAACGGUGUCAUGGGAAGCAAAAGAGGAAAAUACUGUCUACCUGAAGUGGUUGGAGCCUGCAAAUCCAAAUGGGCUAAUCCUGAUGUACGAAAUCAAAUACGGGCAGCACGGCGAGGAGAAGCGAGAGUGUGUUUCCAGACAGGAAUACAAGAAGCUGGGAGGAGCUAAACUAACUCACCUGAACCCUGGAAAUUAUUCUGCCAGAGUUCAGGCCACUUCCUUAGCUGGGAAUGGGUCCUGGACUGAGCCCAUCUCUUUCUAUGUGCAGCCCAAAUCAGCAAACUAUGGAAACUUCCUGCACUUGGUGAUUGUGCUCCCUCUUGCUCUGCUGCUCAUCCUUGGGGGUUUGCUGAUAAUGAUCUAUGUCUUUAACAAAAAGAGGAACAGUGACAGACUGGGCAAUGGAGUACUUUAUGCUUCUGUGAACCCCGAGUACUUCAGUGCCUCAGAUGUGUAUGUGCCAGACGAGUGGGAGGUGCCCCGGGAGAAGAUCACCAUGUGCCGGGAGCUUGGGCAAGGCUCCUUUGGAAUGGUGUACGAGGGAAUAGCCAAGGGAGUGGUGAAGGAUGAGCCAGAGACACGGGUGGCCAUCAAGACGGUCAAUGAGUCUGCGAGCAUGCGCGAGAGGAUCGAGUUCCUCAACGAGGCCUCGGUGAUGAAGGAGUUCAACUGUCACCAUGUGGUUCGGCUGCUUGGUGUUGUUUCUCAGGGCCAGCCUACGCUGGUUAUCAUGGAGCUGAUGACACGUGGGGACCUCAAGAGUUACCUGAGAUCAUUGAGGCCAGACACAGAGAACAACCCCGGGCAGGCGCCGCCGACGCUGAAGAAGAUGAUCCAGAUGGCGGGGGAGAUCGCCGACGGCAUGGCCUACCUCAACGCCAACAAGUUCGUGCACAGGGACCUCGCCGCCAGGAACUGCAUGGUGGCCGAGGACUUCACCGUCAAGAUUGGAGAUUUUGGCAUGACGAGAGAUAUCUACGAGACAGAUUAUUACCGGAAAGGAGGGAAGGGCUUGCUGCCUGUCCGCUGGAUGUCCCCGGAGUCGCUGAAGGAUGGAGUCUUCACAACGCACUCCGACGUCUGGUCCUUCGGGGUGGUGCUGUGGGAGAUCGCCACGCUGGCCGAGCAGCCGUACCAGGGCAUGACCAACGAGCAGGUGCUGCGCUUCGUCAUGGAAGGGGGGCUGCUGGAGAAGCCCGACAACUGUCCCGACAUGCUGUUCGAACUGAUGCGCAUGUGCUGGCAGUACAACCCCAAAAUGAGACCCUCCUUCCUGGAAAUCAUCGGUAGCAUCAAAGACGAGCUGGACCCAGCCUUCAAAGAGGUCUCCUUCUUCUACAGUGAAGAGAACAAGCCUCCGGACACAGAGGAGCUUGACCUGGAGACUGAAAACAUGGAGAGCAUUCCUUUAGACCCCUCCUCCACCCUGCAACCCACUGACAAGCACUCAGGACACAAGGCCGAGAACGGCCCCGGCGUGGUGGUGCUGCGGGCCAGCUUCGAGGAGCGACAGCCGUACGCGCACAUGAACGGGGGCCGCAAGAACGAGAGGGCCCUGCCGCUGCCACAGUCCUCGGCCUGCUGAUCCUCGGAGCAUAACACACACACAGGCAUCGGGGGAAGACAGAAAGAAAUCACAAUAGAUUCAAAAGCCUACUGUACCUCAGUGGAUCUUCAGAACUGCCAUAGCUGCACUUGGGAGAACCCUUUUUUCAGUAAACAAGUUACCGUCUUUUUCUUUUUUUUUUUUUUUCAAUAUGCAAGCAGAUGUUCGUUUCAGUCAAGGACUCCAGUCAUGGGGCACACAGUUGGCCUUUUAAAACUCUUAAUGUUAACACUUAAUAGCAACAGAAAACUUGAGAUCUGAUGUCUCUCUCUUCUCUCUCAUCUCUUCUUUCUCUUUCUUUCUGUCUCUCUUUUUGCUUCAUAAUGGGAAACAUAUCUGCGUGCAAGUUCAACCGUACGGCACUUUUAUCAGAUCAAAGAUAUCGCAGGCCAGGUGGUUCCCGGUGCCCCUGCAAGCACCUGCCUCACACUGUAGGUCUUUAUAAAAAAAACAGAAACAAACAAAAACCACAAACAAACAAAAAAACCACACACAAAAAAACCCUAAACUAAAAAAGACUGGAUUUUUAAUGUUGCUCUUUAAUCUUUUUAGGAACAUGUAAAAGAAUAAAAAAGGGCCAUCAUUCGUCCAAGGCUGUUACCAUUUUCAACGCUGCCAAAUUUUGCCAAAAAAAAAAAAGGAAAAAAAAGAACUUUGUUUUUUGUUUUCGUUUGUUUUUUUGGUUUCUUCUUUUUUUUUGUAGUCAUGGAAGGAGCACAGUAAUCAACUGCUCUGUUCAAAACAGAUGCUGACCAAUAUGUCUAUUCAGUCAUGCACUGGUAUUUAAAAAAAAAAAUUAAAAAAAGUCAAAUUGUCUAGAUCUUUUUUCAAAACUGGACAAAAUGUGAUUUUUAAAUUUUUUUUUCUUGUGAUGGAGAAGAUAAAAGGGAUGGGGUAAAGAACCAGCCCUCCCUCCACCCCUGUCCCCAUCCCAGUGAAUUCUGGACAAAACUGGCAGUGGUGAGCUAAACAAACACGUGCAUUUCGUACAAAAAAAGUCAACCGCCCGCCAAAAAUGAGUUCUGAAAAACCUGAAUGUGAGCGGCUGAGACCUCCAUCGCUGCAGCCUGCCUUCCUUCACAGGCUUGCAAGGAAAAACACCUAGAAACAUAAAUUGGAGAAGACAAAAAAACGCAGUAACCGGAUUCAAGUAUAUGAUGCUUUGUUGACCUUUUCUCUUUAUUAUUAAGACUUCUCGAAGGGUCUUGCAGUUCUAUGUUAGACCAUGGAUCAUUUGCAUACACAUUGUCUUUUGUGUCACUUUUAUAACUUUCUUACGGUUCAGAUACUCAUCUAUAUGUCUGUACAGAAAAAAGCUGCUAUUUUUUUUGUUCUUUAUCUUUGUGGAUUUAAUCUAUGAAAACCUUCAGGUCUGCCCUCCUUCCCUUCCCUUCCACUUCAACAAAUUUUCUUAUGCUUUGUACUAUAGUGUGUAACUUUUACUUCCUCCUUCCCAGUAACUGAUACCUUUCAUAUGAUUUGCCAUGAACUGUUUAAUGCCUUUUUAUAAAUACAUUUCCUUUUUUUUUUUUUUUUUUUUUUUCUCCUUCCCAUUAGUUGUUUUACAACAUCUUGGCUGUGUGGGCUGCAGGGCUUUGGAGGGGGACAAGGAGAAAGAAGGGACACCCUGCACAGGAACACUCUGGCAGUGCUGUGGUGUUUUUAAGCCCCAGUUUUCCUUCCUUCCUUCCCACUAACCUCUGCCCAGACAGCACGCGAGUCUCUUACAGUGCAAGGCGUGAUACAAACUCAGGUCAGAAACAAAAGGUUAACUAUUUAGUACAUUCUUGUUCAGUGUUUAUAUUCAUUGUUGUACAAGGGUCCUACCCCUCUUGCCCUCCCCGCUUGUUCUGGUCGUGGCACACAUCCACCCGCCCAUCCUCACACAGACACACACACACACAUGUAUUCUUUUUAAAUUAUUCGUUGGGUACAACAGCAGACACCAGGCUUUUGGGUCACUGAUCCUUAAAAAGAUUCUUUCAACCCUUCCACCUGUGAACAAGAGCUGUGCCAGGUGCAGCUGGCGAUGCCAGGCAUUCCUAGGGUGGCUGUCGAACCCCUGGCUCCAGCCAACCCCAGCUCUUCACCUUCCUGAUGGGGAAGCCCUCAUGGAGGGAAUCCCUUUUGGAGGGCACCUGGGCUGCCCUUCCCACCCCUGGUGAAGAAAUCCACCCCCAUCCCCAGGGAAGGCCCCGCGCCGUUUCCGUGGGGCUGGUGGGAAGCUCGGAGCUGGGGCCGGCGGCUUGGCUGGCAAACAGUGAAGUGUUGGCAGCUAUGGAAACCUGUACAAGUCCACGCUUGUGGCUUAAAUCACAGACCAAACCUCAGAACAAAAGAAGACGAGUGAGCUUGCUCAGUUGCAGAAGCCUUGGUGAGAGGGGAAGGAGGGGCCAUCAGGAAGUCGACACCCAAGGAGUCGUACCAGUCGCUCAUCUUACCUUAGUUCCAGUCUAGGCCUUUGUUUAGCACUGAUCCAACCAAACGAUGGCAGGAAGAGGUGGUUCUGGGAUGGAAAUGUUCAAAUCUGUUGAGUAAGAACAAUGAGUUAAAAUAUACUGAUUGCUAGUUUUGACUGGAGAUUUUUAAAAGUUUGUAGUGCUUUUUGCUUGUGUAGUUUAGGUCCCAUUAUCUUCUCUUGCCUCUGUCCCAUAGUUAUUUUUCCCUUUGAAAAUGAAAAAGACAAAAAAGUUAAUUAAGAAGGUAUUCUAUGUAGGAUUUUUUAUUUAUUUUUGUGAUAUCAGUUUAAAUCACUGUAGAGAUGCCCCAUAAUGAAUUUAAAUACUGAGAUAAGGGUUUUAGAGUAUGACAGGGGGACAGUUUUUGAUUUUUUUUUUUCAAACAUUUAUCUACCUCACUCUUAUUUUUUUAUAUGUGUGUAUAUAAAAAAAAUACAUCUCACAUUUCUCAGCAGCCAAUAAAUGCCGUUGAUACUGGUAACCUCUCACUCCAUAUACCACAUGCUCUAGGUUCUGGAGGGGAACAGUCACUGCCUGUCACAGAGGGUCACCUCAGAAUAUUUGCCUCAAUUCCAAGGGGUUUCUCUGAUUUUUUAAAAUCCGUUGUUGUGAGGAGAAAUCCAGGAGUUGUCUGACUUAGGGUGACCGUUCUUUAAGGAAACACAGGGGCUUUUUAAUGUGCUGUCACAGCAGCCCUUGGGUCAGCAGCAAAACGCUGCACGUUUGGAUGAGUGGAAAUGCUGACCCCAUAUGGGAACUUCAAAUUGUGAGUAUUUCCUGAAAUCUGUUACAGAAAUCAAAUGUUUACAAUGUUUGAAGGUCCAGAAGAAAUACUAAAGGGAGUGGUCUUUCUGUUUGUCCUGUAGAAUGGACUAAGUCAUUCCUGCCAGUUCUUGCUCAGAUGUCACAAACAUCAAAAAGGUAUUUGGCUGAAUCAGAACCCAAAAAUAAAUCGGCUCAUAUGUGAUGGCAUUGCUUUCUUGACUAAAACCUGUCACAGGCUGCCUGAUGAUAAUACUACAUCAAAUUUACAGCUUUGGUCUUUGCUGCUUCUCUUUAAUGAGAGCACUGAUUUUUUUUAAAACUUUUUUUUCAAAACUAACAUUGAAUUGAUUUCUUUUAAUGUGCCAGUAAAAAGUCAGUUCCCUUUUCUUCCCCUGUUUAUAUGCAUAAUAACUGUGGAUUCUGAUGGACCAGCCAUCAAAUUUUAACUGCCCUCUGAAAGCGUGUAACUGGUUUACAAGCACACAGGACUAACACGAGCUUGCCAUCAACUUGCUGUAUAAUGUUUCCUUUUUUUCCAGCUCUGGCAGCUGUUUGUGCAGGUGUUGGUUGUGGUAUCUGAGUAAUGUGGUGCUUGGCUACUUGGAGUUGUACCCGGCCUCUUGGAUAGUGCUGUGAUCAAUUACUACAGUUUGUCUUUGGAGGGAGCGUUUCUCCCUAGUCCUGAGAAACCAGCAAAAUUGGAAGUUUUUACUAGAUUGGUUUGGUUUUCCAUGUUGAUGUUCUAGUGACCUUUGGGUGCAGUGGCUGUUCCCCUCCCUUGCACAUAUUGAUUACCACAACUGGAGAUCCUCAGAUCUUUCAGCUGGCUAGGAGGGUUUUGUUAAAACUGUCCGAGUUACUGGUUUGUAGAAUUGUACAUAGGUGGUUUUACAAUGCAUUAGGAAGAAACACUAAUGACGUAGCAUCACGAGAAGCAUUUCAAAAAGCACUUCAGUAGAAGACAGCCACGAGGCCUUGCGUCCGUGUGCGUGAUGGCAGUCAGCUCUCCUGGACCAAACCACCUUCAUGAUACCGUUGCAUUCUGUGUUUGCAAUUCAAGCUUGAUUCCUUUUUUGUUCUGUUUGUUUCCAUAGCUUUUUUUGUUGUGUUUUGUGCAUUUUGAAUAGCUUUAUUCACAUGGGUUUUUCAUGCAGACUUCCCUUGGACAGUAAAUCGAGUUGUUUGUGCAUGUGAACAACUGAGAAUUAAUGUUGGCUUGAUAGAGUCAUAAUAUGGUUUGUAAUGUUGUUCUUCCCUGAGACCACUGGCUUGUCUGGUAUGGAAAAUUUAUUUAGAACUUCAGCUAUGUUUGAAUAAAGUUAAAGUAAUCCAGUUUGUUUAUAAAUUAAACACAAAAGCCCACCCAGCCCUGAAAACCAGCAUUGUGACGAAUGGCACCGAGACGUUUGGACGCAGUGGGAUAACGAGCUGGCGUCGCCGAGGGGAGCAGGGCCAGGACUGCAGGGCUCGGCUGCAGCUCUCUCCUGACUGGCAGUGCAGAGUGCCCGUGGCAGAGGAGGUGGUGUGGCUGCACGGCUGCUGUGCCAGCCCCAGCUGAAUCAGGCGCUCCUUGGGGGGAUGAUGAACCAGCGGCGGCAGCCGAGCGCGGUGCAAGGCGCGGAGCCGCCCUGUGUGAUGCCCCUGCUCCUCCCAGCUGGUGCCAGGUGCUGUGUGGUUCCAGGUGCGGCUGCACUGGUGCUCCUCUUGGUCUCGUAAAACAAAGGAAAGAAAGCCCAGUUUGCCCAGGACGACUGGUGACCAGAGGGAGCUGCUGUCAGGCCCUCUGGGAACUGCUGAGGGGUGUUGGGUACGAUCCGAGUCGAAGUGAACAACACUCCUACUGUUGGUGUAACUCCAUACAUAUAUAUCUAUAUAUACAUAUAUAUAUCUGCAUAUGUAUAUCUAUAAUAUAGAUAUAUAUAUACUUAAACCCUUUUCAUUCCAUUAGUACAAGUAACACUUGUUUCCUGUUAUUCUUAUUUUGUUUGUCAACCGUGUAUUCAAUCACUGGGCUGAACAACAGUGGAGGAAGGUGCAAGGGAUCCACUCCUUACUAACCAGUGAUAAAGCCAGAUAUUGCAACUUAAACCCAUGAGUAGAUGUGUAGACAAGGAUUGAAGAAUGAUGUGUAGAAACAACACAAGUGGCCAGGGGUGCUGAAGAUACAGAACUCAAGUAGACAGGAGGGCUUUGAAGGACACCUUGGUUCAGAAGUGGUUGCUCAGAGGUGCUGAACAGCCUCUGAUGCAGAGCAGCCAGGUCAGUCAGCACGGAGGAGUUUGUGGGGAGACACCUGAAAACAAAGGACGCAGCAGUGGGGAUUUACAGAGACACAGGGCUUGGCAGAAGUUUGAGGUAGUAUCCUGAGCUUAAUCUGUGGGAUAGCCUCAGCGCUCAGGUGUCCCAGUUCUGGUGGUUGGUACCUGUAAAUGAACCUCUGGACUUGGCAGCUGGAGCAGUAAGUUCCUUACCAGGAGCGUGGCGGUGGUUGGUCAUCGGCCUGUACGGAUCGGUCUCGCCUGCAGUCGGCCUGUUUUGCAAGUACCUUAGGACUUCACUAGUUUGUGUGUGUGCAUAUGUGUGUGUGUGCUCAUAUAUAUUUUUUUGGGUAUGUGUUCUGUUGAUUAGUAACCAUUGAUUAGCAUUUUCAAUAGGGCUUUAAGUCCAGUAGAUUACGGGUAGUCAGUUGACGAAGAUCUGGUUUACAAGAACUAAUUAAAUGUUUCAUUGCGUUUUGUAAGUACAUAGAAUAAUUUUAUAAAAUGUUUGUAGUUUAUAAAUGCCUAAAAUAUAAUUUAAGGGCACUUUUCUGUGUCUGUGUGUGGGUGUGUCUGUCUGUGAUCAGUUUUUCCAUGGUACCAGUUACUAGUUAGCUUUACAAUAUGCCAAAAAGGAAUCGCUGACUUGUCCAGUUCAUGGCUUGUCCCUCUCCCCCGUCCCGCCCAAGCUUUGUGACCCAGUAUACAGCGAGUGAGUAAAGGAGUUGGGAAAAUGUUCUGUAUCUUCAGUAUCCUGGUCUUCCAGAGCCCUCUGGUUGGGGUGGGAUCAUCUUACCUGGUCAUUUCACUUUGCUGUCUAGGGCAGUUACCUUCAUGGAUGACAGGAACCUCACUGGUCGGGGAAACAGAGCAGGGUUUGCUGCUCCCCGGCUCUCGGGGCCGCGCAGCACCUGCGCCACGGGGCCCUCGUGCUUUGAGGGAUGCGACUGCACAAGGGAAAGAGGGAAGGUGGUUUUGGUAAUGACUGUUGAAGAACUCUUUGCAAAUUUCUUAUCACUUUAAAUGCUUUUGUGCAGCCUCUAAAGAUGUUGAGCACCAUUGGAAGCUUUGUUGAAAUGAGCAAGGCAGGGUCCCUAUUUAUUGUUAUUUAAAAAUCUUGAAGAUCCGACCUCUCUGCUGUGGACAGGGACACCUUUCUCUUCUUCUGUUUUCUGAACCAGUGAGGUUUUGAGAUGAAAUGAUUGGCCAGAGUUUGUCUACCUCUGGGACAAAAAACUAGAAAGUGCUAAGGAAUGGAUGCAGUUGCAAAUACAUUUUCCAAUUUUUCUUGCUUAAAUUUUUUUAAGAGAAAAUUAAACAAUAACAUGGCCAAUUUAUUACAUAAAAAGACUUGCUGUGUAUAAAUUAUUCCUAAAGAAAUUCCUGUGUUUAUAUUAAAAUGAAUCAGUAGAUAAAAAAAAAAAAUUCAAAAUGUUUUUGUAUAUUCUGUUGUAAGAAUUUAUUCCUGUUAUUGCGAUAUACUCGGGAUUCUUUACAUUAUGAAAAGAAGAAACUUUGUCUAUUUUGAAUGGCUGAAGCUAAGGCUCCUUUAGUUUCUCUUACUCUGCUUUUUUCUAGUAGUUUCAGUACUACAUGAUUUAAGUUAAAUAAAAGAAUUCUGUAUGCA
This is a messenger RNA of Prinia subflava (tawny-flanked prinia), 11550 nucleotides long. It is a transcript of the gene IGF1R, whose product is annotated as insulin like growth factor 1 receptor. The transcript has 21 exons. Gene Ontology annotation, biological process: insulin-like growth factor receptor signaling pathway; multicellular organism development; protein autophosphorylation. Gene Ontology annotation, molecular function: ATP binding; insulin receptor activity; insulin receptor substrate binding. Gene Ontology annotation, cellular component: insulin receptor complex; plasma membrane; axon. NCBI's taxonomy places the organism in Eukaryota, Metazoa, Chordata, Aves, Passeriformes, Cisticolidae. The coding region runs from base 329 to 4420 and encodes 1363 amino acids. The record is from RefSeq and is a predicted model, not a curated record.